Messenger RNA from Alternaria ethzedia, 1209 nucleotides. RefSeq lists its product as uncharacterized. Lineage: Eukaryota; Fungi; Ascomycota; Dothideomycetes; Pleosporales; Pleosporaceae. The coding region runs from base 1 to 1209 and encodes 402 amino acids. The record is from RefSeq and is a predicted model, not a curated record. The transcript has a single exon.
AUGCCAAACAACAAGAAGAUCAGAAAGGAGAUUAGGCGAGAGACCACGAUCGAUCGCGAAGAGCGCGUCAAGAUAAAGAUCGAAUUCAAUCUCAAACGAGUCCAGAGGCUUGUCCAGCUCCCGAGGACCGACAUCGUUCAUAAGGCGCUUGCCUAUCAUCGAGAUCAGAUCACGCGCCUACACAAGAUUCAAAAAGGAUUUAUCGAAGAGAGGAAACGCGUCCGCAAUGCAAUGUUGCUAGAGAUAGAACAGCAUUGUUGGACCAUGAUGCAAGGACAUGGCUUUGAUGAUCUGCUUACUUCGGAUGAUGCCCCAAACCGCGAUCCACCCAAUCUUGGAGAUCAAGACCAAAUGGCCAUCGAUCAACCCACGAACAAUGUCGCCAACGUCCAAUUCGAUUGGUCGCAAACUUCCAGGGUGGUGGAGUUGAUUUCGCAUCAAGAAGACGAGGAGAGAGCUCGUUUGACAGCCGGCCAACAGCCUCAUGAUCCGUUCGCGCCGAUCGAAUUUAUUAGCGAUAAAGCAUUCGCUACUCUGCCACACCAGCUUGUCCUGUUAGGGCGACUUAGGACUACACCUCAACUAAUAGACGCCUACCCAUACACAAAGGCUUAUCUAGAGGAACCACCACUCGACAGCAACCACGAUCGCUUGCAGAGCUUCCGAAAAGAUGCUAUCUCAGCUAUCGAGGCCUACAAAAAGCAAUGCGAAGCCGAAAUGAAAGAUGUACAGUCUACCGAGAAGCAAAAAGUCCGGGCCCGGAUCUCAAACUCAAGCAAGCUUUGGCCAAUGGACAAGUUCAUACUGACCUUGGCGACAUUCAUUCCCCAGGGCUCCUACACCACAUAUGCGGCCAUACGCGAGUGGGCGAGUGAUGCUGGAAACGACCUAGAUGACGAGGAACUAUGCUCAGCGCUGAGGAGAGCAAGCCGAGCUUUUGGAAUCAGGGAAGUUCCCAGCUAUCGCGUUAUCAAAGCAAACAAUGGGCCAAAUCAGACUGGCUGUGAUUGGGGUGAUCAUUUGCCUGAUUUCCUAGAACAGACGAGGAUUGAGCUGUUUGAGCACGACAAGAUCGAAUUUGAUAAGCAGAAAAGGAUGCUCGGGGGUAGACCGUUCACAUUCUACAAGUUCCGGGAUCUGAUGAGGGGCACCACGAUGGAGGAAUGGGUCGACAAGCUCCCCUCCCGCCCCUCCCAGUUCGAAGGAUAA